This is a messenger RNA of Gymnodraco acuticeps, 7146 nucleotides long. RefSeq names its product membrane-associated guanylate kinase, WW and PDZ domain-containing protein 2-like. The record is from RefSeq and is a predicted model, not a curated record. Gene Ontology annotation, molecular function: type II activin receptor binding; signaling receptor complex adaptor activity; SMAD binding. NCBI's taxonomy places the organism in Eukaryota, Metazoa, Chordata, Actinopteri, Perciformes, Bathydraconidae. Gene Ontology annotation, cellular component: cytoplasm; dendrite. Gene Ontology annotation, biological process: receptor clustering; signal transduction.
GAUGCGGAGCAGGACCAAAGGCGAUCUUUUUUAGUGUCAUGCUGGAGGAGCAAAAAGACACACAGAGAGCUUGAGAUGCGAUGAAAGGAGCCAUUCACAUCUUCCCACGAGAGAGAAAGAGACAGAAGCGAGGAUAGAGAAGCUCUGGUUCACUUCUCAAUGAUAACAGAUAUCAUGAUGACAUCCCUGUGUAGGGGCACAACCAGGCAGCCCAAGGAAGGAGAGGUCCCGGGGGUGGAUUAUAAUUUCGUGACUGUUGACCGGUUUGUGGAAUUGGAGAAAAGCGGAGCCCUGCUAGAGAGCGGAACAUAUGAAGAUAACUUUUACGGGACCCCGAAGCCUCCGGCCGAGCCCAGCGCUCUGCUGCUAAAUGUAACGGACCAGCUGCUGCCGGGCGCCAGACCCACCUCCGAGGGCAAGAGGAAGCGUAACAAGUCGGUGAGCAACAUGGAGAGCAGCAUCGAGCCCCCUGAGGAGGAGGAGGAAGAGAGACCCGUCGUCAACGGCAACGGUGUAGCUGUCACCCCAGAGUCGAGUGAACAUGAGGACAAGAGUACAGACGCCUCGGGGGACAUCGCCUCACAGAGUGUCCCAGCAGAGGCUCCAGCAGAGGAGCCCAAAGACGACGGUCAGUCCCCGGAAAUAACCCUCCUCAAACCAGAGGAGAACGACGAGCUAGGGCUGCUGCCGGACAACUGGGAGAUGGCAUACACCGAGAAAGGAGAAGUCUACUUCAUCGACCACAACACCAAGACAACAUCGUGGCUGGACCCGAGGCUAGCCAAGAAGGCAAAGCCGCCUGAGGAAUGCAAAGAAGAUGAGCUUCCGUACGGCUGGGAGAAAAUCGAUGACCCCAUUUACGGCAGCUACUAUGUUGACCAUAUAAAUAGAAGGACCCAGUUUGAGAAUCCCGUCCUGGAGGCUAAAAGGAGAGUUCAGCAGCAGCAGCAGAUGCAAAGCCAGGGUCUGUCCUCACUGCCCCUCCCCACCAUCUACAGAGAGAAGCCGCUGUUCACGCGGGACCCCACUCAGCUGAAAGGCAGUUUCUUGUCCACGGCACUCCAAAAGAGCAACAUGGGCUUCGGCUUCACUAUCAUCGGGGGUGAUGAGCCUGAUGAAUUCCUCCAGGUGAAGAGCGUGAUCCCCGAUGGCCCUGCCGCAGCUGACGCGAAGAUGGUCACAGGUGAUGUCAUUGUCUACAUCAACGAUGUGUGCGUCCUGGGCACCACCCACGCCGACGUGGUCAAACUCUUCCAGUCGGUUCCGAUUGGCCAAAGCGUCACACUGGUCCUCUGUCGUGGCUACCCUCUGCCCUACGACCCAGAGGAGGCCGGCAACACCAACAACACCACCACCACCAUCAUCUCCCCGCUGGGCAUCAUGGAGCAGCGGCCCCUCAUGGUGAACGGCAGGACGGGCUACGACAACUACCUGGACUAUCUGUCCCGCACGGCCCGUUUUGUCACGGACCCCGGCCAGGACCAGGUCAACGCCCAGCUGCUCACCCCUCACCCGGGGGACACUCACCUAGACGGCUCGCUGCCUCCCACCACCGGGACCACACCUCCCGACAGCGUCUCCAUGGCGUCGUCAGGAGCGACCCAGGGGGAACUACUGACCCUGACCAUGGUGAAGGGCGGGGAAGGUUUUGGCUUCACUAUAGCGGACAGUGCUACGGGCCAGAGGGUCAAACAGGUGCUGGAGCCUCAGGGCUGCCCGGGCCUCUGCGAGGGGGAUCUGAUUGUGGAGAUUAACAAGCAACACGUGCAGGGAUUGGUUCACACACAGGUGGUGGAGCUGCUGAAGGAGUGUGCCGUGGGAGCUGAGACCAUCCUGGUGAUUCAGAGAGGGGGAACAGGUCACUAUUCACCCUGGAAGACCCCCAAGCAGGUGCUGGAGCAGUGGGAGUCCCAGCAGGGCCAGGGCAGCCCCGCUCAGACCAGCCUGUCAGCCCCAGUUAUCCCCCACAACGCCCCCUUCCCAACACACCAUCUUCACAGGGCCUCGGUCCCAGACUCAGCCUCCGAGGCCCUGGCUAAACCUGACCCCUUUGACCUUUAUGAGAAGUCCAGGGCAAUCUAUGAGAGUAGGCAACCCGGGCAACCAAGGACCAUUUUCCCUGUGGACUCCUCAGGAGUGGAGUUCCAGGACAUGGAGGUGCACCUGCGCAGACAGAAGUCCGGUUUUGGUUUCAGGGUGCUGGGCGGGGACGAGGCGGGGCAGCCUGUGAGUCCGGAGGCGUGUGAGAAGAUCUUGAUAGGGGCGAUCAUCGAGAAGAGUCCAGCAGAUUUAGAUGGACGCCUGCGGCCCGGAGACGAGCUGUUGUUUGUGGACGGGAUCCCGGUGGUGGGGAAGCCGCACAGAUACGUCAUUGACUUGAUGCACGGGGCGGCGAGGAACGGCCAGGUGAAUCUGGUGAUCAGGAGGAGGGGGCAGGCAGCAGGUGAGUCUUGUCCAGAAAAUGGCCGCAGCCCGGGCUCCGUCUCCACGCAGCACAGCUCCCCACGCAGCACCGACUUCACCUACGCCAACAGCAUCAACCAGACCCCCAACGCCACCUCAGACAGUACGUCGACCCCCAACACGCAACCCAGUGACGUCAUCAUCAACCGAAAGGAGAGCGAAGGCUUCGGCUUCGUCAUCAUCAGCUCGCUAAACAGGCCCGAGGUGUCCAGCAACAACCCUGUGCCUCAUAAAAUUGGCCGCAUCAUCGAGGGCAGCCCUGCCGACCGCUGCGGGAAGCUGAAGGUGGGAGACAGGAUCCUGGCAGUGAACAGCCAGUCCAUCGUCAACAUGCCGCACGCUGACAUCGUUAAGCUGAUCAAGGACGCGGGCCUCAGCGUCAGCCUAAGGAUCAUCCCGCAGGAAGAGAUCAGCAACCCCCCCUCAGCCCCCAGCUCAGAGAAGCAGAGCCCCAUGGCGGUGCAGCACAGCCCGAAGACCCCGCCGGCCCCCGCCGCCUCGCAGCCCAACGCCGCGGCCCCGGACCCCAACCCUCCUGUCAGCCAGCCCAACCCCGCGCCCCACCAGAGCCCCGUCACCCAGCUGCCCGCCCCCCCACCUCCGACCUACACCCACGAGAGCAGUUACAGGUCCGAAGUGAAGGCGAGGCAAGAUGUUAAACCGGACAUCAGACAGCCGCCGUUCACGGAUUACCGACAGCCUCCGGUGGAUUACCGGCACCCCCCUGUGGCAGACUACAGGCAGCCCCCCACACUGGAGUACAGACACCCCCCACUGCUCGAUUACAGACAACUAGCUACUGACACACGGACGUUCGCCAUGCCAGACUACCGGAUGCCUCCAGUUCAGCUGGCGCAGGACUUCGACUUCUUCACAGUGGAGCUGGAUAAAAGCGUGAAAGGCUUCGGUUUCAGCAUCCGCGGAGGCCGGGAGUACAAGAUGGACCUGUUCGUCCUGCGGCUGGCAGAGGACGGGCCGGCCAUCCGGAACGGGAGGAUGAGGGUUGGGGACCAAAUCAUUGAGAUCAACGGAGAGACCACGAGGGACAUGAGCCACGCCCGGGCCAUCGAGCUGAUCAAGUCCGGGGGGCGGCGCGUCCGCCUCCUCCUGAAGAGGGGCACGGGGCAGGUCCCAGAGUAUGAUAAUGCCGCCCCAUGGGAUGCUCGCCCUUCAGCCUCCCCAAGCCUGUCGGAAGUAGCCCCUCCCAUCGACAGCCUCUCCAUGCCAUCGCCUUCAUCUCAUCUGGCCCCCGACCCCCCUCACCUGUCGCCUCUGGACGUCCCGCGAGACCCGGUCGGCAAGACGGAGCGACCGAAGAGCCCCCAGAAGGCCGAGCUGCCCAACCAGGAUCUGACCAGCCAGGGGAGGAGAGGGAGCAGCAGAGCCAAGAAGGAGGGUGGCAGGUCCACCCACAAGGGGCCCAGGGGCCCGCAGACUACUGAGGGGGAGGGGAGCGGGGAGCCCAAACCCUCCAGGAGCACCAGAGGGAGAUCCAAGGAGAGAAACCUCCAGAGAGAGUCCACCGAGUCUCCACAGCUCCCACACACUAACGGGACCAGCAGGGGGGAUGUGGAGCGGUACGGGGGGUUGCAGCAGGGGGAGUCUGAGAGGAGCCUGGGAGAGAGCCGGCCCAGUCUGCCCCAAAAGAGCAGCAGCGCGGCGGGGAGGAAGGCCACGGUCUCCCCCGGGCCCUGGAAGAUCCCCGGCUCAGACAAGCUGCCCAGCACGCUGCGCACAGGCACCUCCACCCUGAGCAGGUAACCCCCCGGCCCCCCGCAGGAUACACCCACCUGACCCCUCCUCACUUCCUGCCCCCCGUCAGCCCCCCUCCACUCCAUCCCAAUCUCCAGAGACAAAACCACGGGGGGUGCAGGGUGAUCUGGACCACGUGUUUUUAGAGUUUUAUUUAUGAUAUUGUACUCUAAAUUAUUUUGAGAAAUAUUUUACACCAACCACCUUAAGAACUGGAAAACCAUCCACUUUAUAUAAAAAAUAAUAAUAUGGAAGAGCAAGUAGAAUGUGGGAAGAAUCACAAACUUUAAAGAACUCCCUGAGAAGAACAUGCAAAUAAAAACAACUGGCAGGAGGAAACUGUCAGCUGUGAUGGGAUUUUUUUAUAAAUAUAUAUCUUCAAAACGGAAUCUGUUUUAUGGAAUGUUACAGAGAAGGUUUGCCUGUUUUUGACGAGAGCGAAUGGAACAAAGAGUGACAGCGGAGAUGAGAUCUACUCAUCGACAGAACUUUGCCUUAAAGGAGAGACUGUGGGCCUGGACCUAUCAGAAGAUUAUAGACAAAGAUAUAUUAUAAUGAAUAUGUGGGAUCAUUUUGUAAAUAAGAUCAUCUUUAAGUGAAUUGAGCUGGAUGGAAGUGGAUUCUAGUCCGCGCUAAACCACGAGCUACAUGGACGGAUGUGAUGCAGGUCGGGCUCUCGGCUGCAGUUCUCCGUUUUCUUUGCGCUUGAAUCAUCCCGAGUUCAGUGGGGAUGUCUUGUCAAUCCAUUUUUCUCAUUUCUGUGCUAAACGAAAAAAGCAAUCCGUGACGGCGGUGUCCAGCCGGACGCUGAGAGGAAGGAGCUCGCAGGACAGCGACCGAGGGGCAGAGUGCCUUAGACUGAGACAGAGUGGCUUUUAGGUCAAAGGUCAAACUCCAAACCACUUAAGAGGGUUCAAAACAGGCUGCUAUACAACACCAACUCUACAGAUAUGAAUAAUUAACUGUAUUUUUUCAGAUACGAGUGUGAUACAGUGAAAUAUAUAACUUAUUUCACAAGCUUAUGUAUGAAAACCAAGUCCAUAAUCAGAACUGUUGACUUUAUUUGUGGUUCAUUUUGCAUCAUGACAGUUUUCAUUACUGAUUUUUUUUGGACACCGUGUUCAAACGUCAGUACAGAGCAGGGCUUUGCACCCAAACCAAACUAAAGUACUAAGAUCUGACGUGGUCUGAAGCUCGCUCACCUAACAAUCUGAGUGAAUGAGAGUGCUCCAUUCUGAAUAUGAAGCCUUUCUAUCGUUUCCUGAUCGAAUGAUGAGAGGAUGCACCUGUCGCAGCGACUUUCAGUGAAUGACUAAGAUUAGUUUUUGGUGAUCCUUUCUACACUGUGUCAAAUGAACAUCUACAUGCCAAAGCUCCCUGUAGAUCAGAAACAUGUUCAGCUCACACACCUGCUCCAGAACUGGACUUAUUUGAAGGUCUUAUUUCCUUGUUUACAUUUUUAUACUACCUAAAAAUUGACAAUUUGCUAAGCCCUGUCCCCCUGUUGCUAUGCCUGUCAAGUGUUCCAUUCUGGCACGACACAUUUAAUAACAGUAGCCGAUUACCAACGUUUUUCUACCCAGUUUUAAUAAACUUGGUCCAUGACUUUGCACAGAAGUAAACAAAAGCAGCUUCUCAUUUCUCGCAACACGCUGUCACUUGCCUGUAUUAUCAGCUGUAGCUACCUUUUGAAGCUAAUAUGAGGCUCUAUGAGUUGGUGGGAAACUGUCUCUGGCUGGCUCUUUUUUGCUGCUGACUUAUUUUAAACAAGAAUCUUGCAAAAAACGUGACUUCAAAGCUUCAUACUUGAGCUAAUAGUGGAUAAUGCUAUAUGUCACAAGGGGAACAUCAUUUGUGGAUAAUUUGUGUCGGUUAUUGCCGGGUAGAGCCUAUUAGUGCUAGUAUUUAAGAUGUAAAAAAUCGACAUGUGGUCACAUAGUCAAAUCCAAUGAAAAACAGGACAGCUGCUAACGUUGGUAAAGAAUAAUAGAAUACAAACAUUAACUCUUUAAAUGCUGAGUAUUGCUCUACAGCCUCAUGCUCAUUGCUUCACAUUUUGUAGAAAUCCAAAGCUUGAUGCUAAGCUGUGAUUGAACACUUUAUGUUCGGGGGAAGGGGAUUUUACGCAAAUUGUCAAUUUUGAGAUCAACAAAUCAGCCACAGCGAGGGAAACAUUUCCUCUGAAUUAUCCAACCCUCACAGAGUCAUAAUACCAGAGCAGAGCUCUCCUCCCUGUGCUGGGGGAAGUGCAAACAGUGUUUAAAGAAUAAAAGAACAAACGGAGACAAGUCAUUAUGUUUGCCAUUGUGAUCGGUAAUUACAUAAAGAAUAAGCCGAGUGACUUUAAAGCACAAUCUCUCACAGAGGCUUUGAGAAAGAUUAGGAGAAAAUCAGCAGCCAGACCUGCAGUCACAUGUAGAGGCUGUGCAGAGGACGAAAUCACACAAGACCAACUCACUUUAACAUUCAAAAUAUGCCUCCACACUGAAUCAUUAUGCCAUAUUUGACCAGACUUCUUCUUUAUUUUCAGUUGAAAUGUAAAAAGAAUGCAUAUUUUUGCUCAACCUUUGCACAACUCACUGCUUUGAACAUCUGAGCUGUCUCCAUUCAGCCAAAUUGUAAGUAGUUUGCUAUGGAAAGCAAAAACAAACAAAAAAAAAACAUCCAGAAGUGUAAAAGUGUGUGUGUGUGGAAACAACACACCACACCCCGCGGCUCGGUAUCACUGUGUAGUGUUAUAGCAGUGUAUAGACCCUGAACAAAUAUCUCUAUAAAUAUGACUCCGUGUACUAUUGAUGGUCACAAAGACUGUAAGUGGAGCAACUAUUUUUAUGAAAUGCAACACUAUGGAUAUAUUAACUUUUGCAAAAAUCUUGUUUACCUGUAUGAUACUCUGAAAAGCUGUCAAAAUAAAAUAAAAUCUUGACACAA